AUGGAGAAGAAACAUCGUGAUGUUUUGAAAGAGUACAGAAUGGAAAUCGUUCGUGAUUUGGAUGUUGACAAAGCUACAUCAUUCUUGUAUUCGAAAAGCAUCCUAUCAGAAAAUGAUCGUGACAAGAUUAAAGCGAUUAAAACAUUGGAAUCUAAAAGUGAGGAGCUCUUGGAUAUGCUUCCAAGUCGAGGACCGGACGCGUUUGGUUUUUUUGUGGAAUUUCUCGAUAAAAAUCAAUCAUUUUGGGUUAUGGAUAGCGAAUAUUCGAGCUUAGGUUUAGCUAACACUGAUUCGAUAGUUGCUUAUUGCGUUACUAAAGCUGCAGAUUAUUUCCAAAUUGUUGUUAUUAAAGGUACAAAGCAACCAGUUGAUAAUGUAGAUGCUCCAGCGCGUGAUCUCGAUGAUGAAAAGUCUCCUAAAGAAACUGACGAAGAAUUAAAACAUGAGAACUCCCAGAACACUUUUGGUAAAACCACUAGUAGCUCUACACAAGAAGAUGGGAAAUGUUCUAAAUUGAUUCCUAAACCGAAUGAAGGUAAUUGA
Molecule: messenger RNA, 543 nt
Organism: Xenia sp. Carnegie-2017
Lineage: Eukaryota; Metazoa; Cnidaria; Anthozoa; Malacalcyonacea; Xeniidae
Product: death domain-containing protein CRADD-like
Exons: 3
Coding region: 1-543 (180 amino acids)
Biological process (GO): regulation of apoptotic process
Molecular function (GO): death domain binding; protease binding
Source: RefSeq, a predicted model, not a curated record